Caenorhabditis angaria is the source of this 1188-nucleotide messenger RNA. The record is from the annotation of a GenBank genome assembly. Lineage: Eukaryota; Metazoa; Nematoda; Chromadorea; Rhabditida; Rhabditidae.
AUGUUCGCUGACAUCGUCUACCAAAGUGGCGACCAAUACAUCCAGAGUUUAGAAGAUGUUCAAGUCGGAAUUCUAAUAUUCAUCCCAUGUUCAAUUGGUUUUCUAAUGGCGUUACUUGCAAUUCGUGGAUGUUACAAAAUUCCAUCGAUGAAUUCACCAUUCGGAUAUUUGACCAAAUAUCAAUUAUUCUCCCAGGUUAUUGCAUCGUUGAAUAGUGGUGGAUUCUAUUUCUUUGGUGUACUUUUGUGAGUUCCCCUUGUAAGUCCAAUAAUUUAACCUUAUUUUCAGAGACUUCAAAUUCAUCAUUAACAACUCUCACAUCUGCGGUUUGAUCUCAACAAUCCUAAUCCCACUGAUCCUCUCCCUAUACCUAAUGAUCUCCCUGAAUCGAUUUCUCUCCCUAGUCGCACCGAUGUUUUACAACACAAUUUUCCAACCGAAAAUUCGUCGAGUUCUUGUUUUUGCUUGCUAUAUUGUUCCAACAAUUUACACAAUUGUUUUCACCUGGAGAUGUGAGUCUAGAAAUCCAAAAAAAAAUAGAAUAGAAAAAUGAUCUUCAGAUGACUGUGGUUAUAAGUUCUACCAUUAUGGUUGGGUAUUUUCAUUCAUCAUCUCUGAAACUUGCGGUACAAAAUUCGAAGUAUUACUUCGUGGAGUUCAGAGUUUGUUAACGAAUUUAAUGUUGUUGAUUGAUAUUUGCACAUUUGUUUUGCUGAUUUUCUUCAGGGUAAGUCGAAUUUGUGAAUUUUUUGAUAUUUUCAAAAUUGAAAAAUCCAAACCCGAUGUUCUUUGGAGCACACUUGCCCACUUUAAUUUAAAAAAUCCAAACCCCUUGCAGAAACGCGUGCUGAAAACCAAAAGUGCCGAGGUCCGCAAACGCGAGGUCAACUUCGGUCAACAAGUCGUCAUUCAAGGCGGCGUCUUCAUUCUCUUCGGCAUUUUCUACAGUUUCGCCUAUAAAUGGAUCCCUGGGGACACGCCGGAAAAGUGGAAAAUCUUCUGGACCUCAUCGUUUCUCGCCAACCUGCUACACAUCUUUGACACGUGGGUUUUUUUCUUGUUAUGUGAGGAUAGGUUCUAUUUUUCAGCGGAGUGAUUUUCAUCUUCAAUACCGAAUUUUCGAUGUGGCUACGAUCUGAGAAGAAGACUAGAGAUGGUUCAGCCAGUGUUGUUACAGUUGUAAUGUGA